CUAGUUCUCGUUUCCUUCCGGAUGUUGAUCAAUCCGCUUCCCCUCAUAAAGAAAAUGGACAAAAGUUAAUCAACAAAACUUUUCUUACAAUCUGAACUCGUUCAUAUCUUGAAAUAAGUCUUUUUUGUGUGUGUGUGUGUUUUUGACCGCUCUUAUCAUAGACAAAGUGUCGUCCCCCGGUGUCCAGACGUUAGUGUCGUAUUUGACAGCUUGAGACGGACGGAGGGUGAAACCGGUGGGUCAGAAACAGCGGUUCAUUACCGGGAGGGACGCUUCGACCGGAGGAAUCACGUCCACUUUGUUCCGUUCAGAACCAACCGAGGGAGAAAAAAAACACCGUUUCCCUGUAACUUAACUAGUGGUUAGAUAGUUGUUUAACUAGUUACUGUAGCUCAAUCUCCCGGUAAAGGUUUUACGGCGGAUGGGAUGAAAGCACGACUACAAAGAUUCAAUUUAUUCAAUGUCAAGACGGAGACAAAAGCUGUCCCUGAGAUCAUCAGUACGCUGCGUCAGGCCGGGAAGAGCUCGGCGCGCAACGAUGACCUCGCAGCGCCCAAACCCGCCGCCUCUUCCUCCUCCUCAGACUGUACUCCGUCCGCGUCGUCGGCCUUCGGCGCGGCCACCACGUUCGUCAAGAGGUUUGAGGUUCUGUUCUGUGGAAGAGUGACUGUCGCUCACAAGAAAGCCCCGCCCGCUUUGAUUGACGAGUGCAUCGAGAAAUUCAGCCAAUCCGUAAGGGCCGGGGGCGAUCCUAAACCAGAAAGUGGCGGUGGAUUGGUGGACGGGCUGCGGAGAGCUCUGGCCUUACCGACGCUAACGCGAAAUGGAGGAACGGGGGAUGGAGAGGUCAGGGGAGGAGGGUACGGUGCCUCUAGUGGUGGGAGGCCGGUGGUGUUCAAACCAGACCCCAGUUUCCCCUGCCUCAGGGCCCUGGAUGAGAACGGCCUGUCACCUGAACUACACACACACCCCGCUGGGGUCCAGCCCACCAGUCUACAGGAGAACAGGACCAUGCUGUUCAUGGUGGGUCGGUCUCAGAUCUUCCUGGUCAGUCCAGACACUAAGAAGGUUGCCAUAGAGAAGAGCUUCAGAGAAAUAUCUUUCUGCUCACAGGGUAUUCAUCAUGUGGAUCACUUUGGGUUCAUCUGUAGAGAGACAGUAGAAGGAGGGAGCUGUACGUUCGUCUGCUAUGUCUUCCAGUGUACUGAUGAAUCCCUGGUGGAUGAGAUCAUGUUGACUUUAAAGCAGGCGUUCUCUGUGGCCGCCCUGCAGCAGAGUGUAAGGACCAGGAGCCAGCAGUGUGACAGUUGCCCCAUGCAGCAGCUGCACAGGCUGUGUGAGAGGAUAGAAGGUCUCCUCCCGUCUAAAGCCAAGCUGGAGUUUCAGAAACAUCUGGCCACACUGGACAAUCAGGAACAAGCUGCCGUGUUCGAGAACACUGUGAGGGCCAGUCCUAAGAGUGACCAGGAGGAGAAUGAGCUGCUGAUGGGGUCUUUGAGGAGUCUGUAUGAACAGAAACAGAGGAGUCAUCAACACACAGAUCACAGACCGAGGGCCAGUCCUAAGAGUGACCAGGAGGAGAAUGAGCUGCUGAUGGGGUCUUUGAGGAAAACAGAGGAGUCAUCAACACACAGAUCACAGACCGGUACCAGAGGCUCCAGCCCCAGUAGAGGUCCAGUCAGUAGCAGACAGAGAUUAGAGCAGUUUAAAACCAGAGCAAAACGCUCCCUCACAGAGUCACUGGAGGGCAUCUGGAAGGGAAGUAGCAAAGCCAGGGCUCAGAGAGAGAACAGUGAAGGAGACAUCAGUUCAUCUGACUCUACACUGAACUCCACUGAACAGGACCCCUCCCUAGAAGACCCCCUCCCCUCCUCCAAUCCUCUGCGGUCUCACAACUCGACAGGGGACCUGAAACGUCUGGACACCUCUCCUCUCUCCGUCUCUCCUUCCUUCUCAUCCCUGUCUCUGUCCUCCCGGGACGCACUGUCCCAGUCGCAUGGCUUCAGGCGGAGAGCCAGCACCUUCAGCCACUCCCCUUCCUACCACGAUCACGCCCCUUCCUACCCUGACCACACCCCCUCGUAUACACACACACCCCAGGUACCCAGCAGCUCCACCAAGCCCAAACUGGUUCGGCACUACUCUGUCAGCACCGACACUCCGCACCAGAGCAAACGACUCCAGGCGGACCCUACUCUUCCUUUCCCGUCCUUCCCCUCUCCUCUUCUCUCUCAUCGACCCUCAUCCCCCUCUCUCGGGGGUCGCCUGGCCAAACGAAGUCCUCUGGGAGGUCUGCGCGCGCUCGUCUCCGCUCCUCCUCCUCUGUUCCCAACUUCCUCAAACUCCUCGCUCCUGUCCACGAGAGCCACACCUGUGACUUAGACAAGAGGAGUGACGUAGCAGCCCUGUCCAGUCCGGUAGCAGUGUGUGUGGUAGGAGACAGUCCUCUACGGAGACACUCCUGGAGACAACAGAUCUUCCUUCGUGUCGCUACCCCUCAGAAAAACACUGACAGCAAUGGUACG
This is a messenger RNA of Oncorhynchus keta (chum salmon), 2525 nucleotides long. Its product is annotated as TBC1 domain family member 1-like. The transcript is spliced from 15 exons. The coding region runs from base 427 to 2382 and encodes 651 amino acids. The record is from RefSeq and is a predicted model, not a curated record. Lineage: Eukaryota; Metazoa; Chordata; Actinopteri; Salmoniformes; Salmonidae.